Molecule: messenger RNA, 1643 nt
Organism: Seriola dumerili (greater amberjack)
Lineage: Eukaryota; Metazoa; Chordata; Actinopteri; Carangiformes; Carangidae
Gene: yaf2
Product: YY1-associated factor 2-like
Exons: 4
Coding region: 109-672 (187 amino acids)
Biological process (GO): positive regulation of DNA-templated transcription
Cellular component (GO): nucleus
Molecular function (GO): DNA binding; transcription coregulator activity
Source: RefSeq, a predicted model, not a curated record
GACAGCUGGAAGCCGAGCGGCACAGGCGCAUCGCUUCUUUUGCUAAAAUUGUUGGAAAUAACAAGACUUCUGCUCGUCUCAGCACCUCCAGAGAAACCCUGGUCUGGCAUGGGCGACAAGAGGAGUCCCACAAGGCCGAAGCGUCAACCGAAGCCCUCCUCCGACGAGGGGUUUUGGGACUGCAGCGUGUGCACGUACAAGAACACGGCCGAGGCUUUCAAGUGCAUGAUGUGUGAUGUGAGGAAGGGGACAUCAACAAGGAAGCCUCGUCCCGUCUCCCAGCUCGUCUCGCAGCAGCAGGUAACGCAGCAGUUUGUGUUGCCCUCGCAGCCCAAAAAGGAAAAGAAGGAGAGGGUAGAGAGGGAGAAGAGCGACAGAGAGCCUGCGCUCAAGAAAAACAGUCACAAGAAGAUGAGGCCGAGAUUAAAAAACAUCGACCGUAGCAGCGCCCAGCACCUGGAGGUGACAGUUGGGGACCUGACGGUCAUCAUAACGGACUUUAAGGAGAAGGCCAAGCCCUCGUCCACCUCGGCCACGUCCUCCAGCGCAGCAUCGUCGGUGGUCGACCACCACAGCCAGAAUGGCUCCAGCUCAGAAAACACAGAGAAGGGGCUUUCCCGCUCCUCCUCACCGCGGGGAGAGGCGAGCUCAGUCAACGGAGAGUCUCACUGAGUCACGCCCCCAUCCACCUCCAACCACAUCUCAUCUGCAAGUCCACAGGUCACUGGAGGGGAACCCUACUUCUACUUUAGAGCUGCACAAAAACAGUUUUUUGCUUACUUUCCUCUGGAAUUGUGACCUAUUUAUCAAAGAACGAGAUGCCGAGCCUUCAGAUUUGGCAUGUUUAAUCAUUUGAAAUAUUCUCCUCAGCACUGGAAUUCUGCAUUUAGAAAGCAAUAUGAAUUAACUUUUACUCCAUCUUGGAAGUUGCUGUCAUCUACAUUACAAAUAAAUGUUUGGACAGUGUGCUGAACGCUAUCAGUUUUUUUUAAAUCCUCUAUGGUUUCCUUCAGAUGCACCUACCUAUCAAGAUUUUUCUGUCUUCGAUAUUUUUAUUAAGCGAAAUGUGCAGCCCCACCCUUGGUAUCAUCUUGAGUGGCCGGCAGAGUGACCUCUUCUUCCUCCAUGUGGAAUUCUCAGCCACUAUCUGGAUUCUUUACCUACAUGUUAUAAACCUGAAUAAUCUAGUACACGGUUUCUCAGUGUCCUUACACUGAACCUUCAAUCUGACAAUGAACCUUUGCUCCUGAUCUCCUGAUACUCCAAGCUUUUACUUCUGGACUGCCUCUGCUGAAGAGUGACUUUUUUGACACAGCAUAGUGGCUAUACUUGUUCUGUCACCAUUUGGUGAUUUCCAUAAUGUUUGGAGCAGGUUGUCUAGUUCAGGUAUGCUUAAUUAUGUCCGUACAAUGGCACUUGGAAGAAAAGUACAGCAUGUAAUUUUAAAAGGUUGAUACUGGUGUAAUUGUUUUUUUUUUUUUUUUCAAGUUUGUGCCACAGUCAGCUAAGUUGGACUUAAGUUAUUUAUCUAUCUUGGCUGCCAUUCAUUUUGUUCACCAUAUAACCACAAUCAUAAACCUGCAUUAAGUGAUAUUUUUGAUACAAAACAUAAAAUCUAAUUACUUUGGGUAAUGUAAAAAGCU